Molecule: messenger RNA, 915 nt
Organism: Aspergillus welwitschiae
Lineage: Eukaryota; Fungi; Ascomycota; Eurotiomycetes; Eurotiales; Aspergillaceae
Exons: 1
Coding region: 245-421 (58 amino acids)
Source: RefSeq, a predicted model, not a curated record
CACUAUUUAGGAAAUUAUCUUGAUAUGGCUUCCUUACUUUAGACUUUCCGUGGCCGUUGAAUUAACCAAAAAACAGGGAAAAAGAAAAGAAUGAUUGACAAGUUAGAUAUCCCACGGGUCGGUGUGUGUAGCCGGUCAACGGCCGGCUACUUACGUAGUUGGCAACUAGAAUGGGAAUUGAUAUCCUUACCUAGACUACUUGCUUACUAGCUACUUCUGUAUAUUGUGUUAUCCUUGCUGGAGGAUGAGGUUGGGGUUUAGCGGUGAAAGAAGUACUAAGAAUUCAUUCCUGUUGUGUUUCGUUUCUUGUUUGCUGGUACUUGGUGGAUGGUUGCAUCGCUUAUUGAACUCUUUCUACUUUUCUUUCUUGUUUUGUUUCUUCGUUCCUUUUGAUUUCUUUAUCGGGAUUGAUGUUGGUUGAUGCGGAGGGACUUAUGAUUGAGGUAUGGGUCUAGAUCUAGACUCGGUGGGGGUGGUGGGUGGGUGGGUUUGUUCUUUUGUUCUUUUGUUCUUCGAUGCUGGUGGCGGCGGAGCGGUGUGCGAUUAUCUUUGUGUAUGAUUUCGGGCUUUGAUGGUGUUGCUUGGAGUAGUCUUGUACUUCGUACGGAGGUAUAUAUUAAUAGGACUUUGAGGCAGCUAGGGUAUUUGAAAGAGUUUUAUUGUAUACUCUAGUGAAAGCUCUGUUUUAGCUUAGUUUGGGUAGUUACUGUUGGGAGAUGUAGUUGUACAGGUCUCAAGGGAAAUCAAGGCUGUUACGACGGUAUUCGCAUUCUAUAUAGCAUCUGUCUCCUUGAAAGGAUAUAGAGUGCAUUCAGAGAGGUUGGGAUACUGUCACAAUGAGACGGGCAUACCUCGAACAUUACGGUAUGAAUUAAGUCUCAUAUAGUACUGAUAGGUCUUCAGAUUAUGAAGGGA